CCCACCCCCCUUUCCAUCUCCCCUGUUUCCUCUCCCUCAGCUGAAUACUGUCAUUUAGUUCUUCUUCCUCUUUCUCUCUCACACUCUCUCACACUCUCUCACACACACACUAAACACACUUUUUCUUCAAUUUUCCACAAGAUCUACAACCGUUUUCUCUCUCUAGAUCUCCUUUUUCUCUCUCUACCUCACUCACUUUCCGUUUCAGUUUCAGUAUCUACAACUAUUUUGCUUAUGGAUCUGCAUUGCGGUGAAUGAGCUAGGUUUUCAGUUGAUUUUGCUCGAGAAGUGUUGUGAGUGAUGGUGUGCUUACGUGGCGCUCAACGAUUGGACGGAGGUGUGUGUCGGUGGAGUUUAGUUCGCGUGCGAAACCCUAGCUUCGAGUUCAGUGUUGUGGAGUUGAUUCGAGCUUUGCUGGUUUGACGAUGGUGUUUAUGUGUGAGAUUAUUGUUACAAGAUGUUGAAGUUUCUAAUGCUUGUGUUUGUGCUUCAUUUCGUUACUCUCGGUUCCGCUACUGUUUGUUACGGCAUUCCUUUCCUGAACAUCAAUCUGUCUCCUUCCCUGCUGCCAAGCCAACCUAUGUUUGUGAAGAAAAAUGGGUUUGAACAUCUCAAAGUGAGGUUGAUGUCAAUGAGUUCAUCAGUCGUUCCAACUAAAACAUCAUAUGCACUUCCACCUCAGCCCUUUAUGGGGCCCUCAUCUGUACCUGCUCCUUCUCCAACAAUUCAAGGUCCUGUUGCGGGUCCCACUUUUCGCAAGCGACAUCGCCAUCAUUUUCAUCGUGGGAAGAUCACUCAUGUGAUUCCUCCAUCCCCAUCGCCUCACCCAGGUUGUGACCAAACCUGUACGGACCCACUAACUUCAACUCCCAUUGGUUCACCUUGCGGUUGUGUUUUUCCUAUGAAAGUCAGACUACUUUUGCAAGUAUCUGUCUACGCUGUAUUUCCCGUUGUUAACGAGUUAGAAAUCGAGAUUGCCCAAGGCACAUAUUUGACGCAAAGUCAAGUGGUUAUAACAGGUGCCAGUGCUGAUAGUCAAGAUCAGGAUAAAACAGCAGUUGAUAUUAAUUUGGUUCCACUUGGAGAGAAAUUCGAUAAUACAACUGCUUUACUCACUUAUGAUAGAUUCUGGCGGAAAAAACUUGCAUUAAACCGAACCCUUUUCGGAGAUUAUGAGGUGGUAUAUAUUACUUAUCCAGGACUUCCCUCUUCACCACCAUAUGGAGAUCUCCCCGGAAACGGACCAAAUGGAAGUCCUGGAAAUCAACAAAAUCCGAUCACCGCAACUUUCGUUGGAAAAAGUCAGAAAAUGAACCCUAGAACCAUUUUUGUGAUUGUUUUGUCUGCAGUCGUACUUUUGGUUGUUUGCUGUGCGGCUAUAUCUGUUUUUAUCAAGUACAGAAAGUUAGGUAGAUCAUCAAACGCAGUCGGCCCUGUUUUUACAACACCAACCAGCAAGAGACGCGUAGGCUUUGGAGCGAUGUUAUCAAGUGAUCCAUCAAACUCAACGUUAUCUGUUUUCUCUGCAAUGCCAACGUCCCUCCUGUCGGUGAAAACGUUCACAUUAGCUGAGCUGGACAAGGCUACUGAAAAGUUCAGUUCAAGAAAAAUAUUGGGUGAAGGGGGGUUCGGGUGUGUAUAUCAUGGGAUAAUUGAAGAUGGAAGUGAAGUUGCUGUGAAAUUGCUUAAUAGAGAUAAUAAUCAAAACGGAGAUCGUGAGUUCAUCGCAGAAGUCGAGAUGCUAAGCCGGUUACACCAUCGUAACCUUGUUAAACUCAUCGGUAUCUGCAUUGAAGGAAGGACACGGUGCUUGGUUUAUGAGCUUGUUCCAAAUGGCAGCGUCGAGUCUCAUUUGCAUGGUGUGGAUAAGCAAAAAGGACCACUUGACUGGGAUGCACGAUUAAAGAUUGCGCUUGGGGCAGCAAGAGGAUUGGCUUAUCUUCAUGAAGAUUCAAAUCCCCGUGUAAUUCAUCGUGAUUUUAAGGCCAGUAAUGUUCUGCUAGAAGACGAUUUUACCCCUAAGGUAUCAGAUUUCGGGUUGGCAAGAGAAGCUACAGAAGGAAGUAGUCAUAUUUCUACGCGUGUCAUGGGAACUUUCGGUUAUGUGGCCCCGGAGUAUGCAAUGACAGGUCACCUAUUAGUGAAAAGUGACGUUUAUAGUUACGGGGUCGUGCUAUUAGAGCUUCUAUCGGGACGAAAACCCGUUGACAUGGCACAACCUCCCGGCGAAGAAAACCUCGUGACAUGGGCCCGCCCGCUUCUCACAAGCAGAGAAGGUCUACAACAGCUCGUGGACCCCAGUUUAUCCGGGACCUACGACUUCGAUGACAUGGCAAAAGUAGCCGCAAUAGCUUCCAUGUGUGUACACCCGGAGGUCACGCAAAGACCAUUCAUGGGUGAAGUUGUUCAAGCGUUAAAGCUCAUAUACAACGACAAAGAUGAAGUAUGUGGUGACAACUCUACUCAAAGAGAUUCUUCAGUGGUUGACUCAGACUUCAAAGGGGACCACGCCCCGUCAGACAGCAGUUGGUGGAAUGCUGGUGGUGGGGCCACACCACGAUUGACUUUCGGUCAGGCUUCAUCAUUUAUAACAAUGGACUACAGCUCAGGCCCGCUUGAAGAUUUGGAAAACAGAGCGUUUUCAGCUUCGAGUUUCGAUAACAGGGUCGGGGUUGCGUUGCCUAUUAGUCACGGGAACAGGUCGGGCCCGCUUAGGACGGUUAGGAGCAAGCCAUUGUUUUAUAGGUCAAAGGGAAGUAUGAGUGAGCACGGUGGACUGCUGUCAAAGCCUUUCUGGAGUGAAGCUUCGUUCUAGCGGGGGAAAUGAGUGUUGAUUUUGAAGUGUACAGAAGCGAUCGAUGAAGUUUAGAAAGUGAUGUGGAAUUGGGUUUGAUUUUAGGGUUUGUUGUAUGAUGUUUGAUGAUUAUAAAUUGGGGUAAAAUGAGGGAUUGUAGUUUUUGACAAUCUUGAUUUAAUUAUAUUACAAUUGGAAGAUGGAUAGUAUAGUAGUUGUGAUGUA
Messenger RNA from Helianthus annuus (common sunflower), 3019 nucleotides. Its product is annotated as receptor-like serine/threonine-protein kinase ALE2. The record is from RefSeq and is a predicted model, not a curated record. Gene Ontology annotation, molecular function: ATP binding; protein kinase activity. The coding region runs from base 458 to 2815 and encodes 785 amino acids. The transcript has 9 exons. NCBI's taxonomy places the organism in Eukaryota, Viridiplantae, Streptophyta, Magnoliopsida, Asterales, Asteraceae. Gene Ontology annotation, biological process: protein phosphorylation.